GCAUCAUCCUCGAGGAACAGUCGAGAUCGAAAAGCCACUUUCACGUCGACGCGACAGGUAACUUUAACUAUUUUGCAUCCUCCACUUUUCACCAUGAACCCGUACUUUUUAUUCGAGUUUCUAAAUCAUAAAUUUCAUUCUUCACGUUGACUUUCCACGUAGCUUGAAGCAGUUCCAAUAUGAAGCCUGGACAUUGUUAUUUUUGUGGAAAAAAAAAAGAAAAAAUGAAUAAACUCGAUUCUAAUUUCAAUUGUGAAUUCGUUUAUUCUCGAUCGAAUCUCGCGUUCGAAAAGGAGACAAGGAGACGAGCAAAGUGUUUUCUUCAUUCAUUCUUUUAUUCUAAAUUAUUAACAUGUUGUUAAGCGAAUGAAUAGUUGGGGAUAUAAAUAUUUGCAUUGAUCUUUAAUUUAAUAGCCGACACAAUUCUAUUUCGUUUCUCAUAACAAGUUCCUUUCGAUAUUAAUUUGUUGCUGCAAGCGAUUGCGGUACGAAGCGCGGAGAAUAAAUGGGAAAGCAUUUCGUGUAUCAAAUGCAGUUAACAAACAAAUGAUCGACGAUGGAACAAUAAAUCAAAGGAAAAAAAUGGUUUUACAUGCAUGAAUUCAUGUACAAGUUCACUUGGAUCCUUUGUUAUAAAAAUUUUUUUUCCCACUAUUUUUUGCUUUUACUAAUACCUCAAAUCAAUAUACAGAGAAAACAAUGGCUGCCGGUUAAGCUACACGCAAUUCGUUCCGAGUUUAUUUUGAUUGUAAUCGAUCGAACCAUUCAGGCAUUUUCUCUCGCGAAAAUUUUGCAAUACAGUUGCAAUUAGAAAUCGACGCGCGUAUUUUUCUUGUCUGAACGCGCAUACUUUUCUUGCAGUUGACAACUUGCGUGAAAAGCAGCAACGGCUUAUUAAUGAGAAAAAUGAAUUUCUUGAAGUUCAUCCAGAAGGAAUUGAUGCAUUACCAGAGGAAAGUGACUGUUCCAUUGUCAAAGACACGGGUGAAGCCAUUCGACGUUGAAACUAUGCUGGAAGAAGUGACACGAGCUAAAAAGACUCAAGUGAAAAAGUUUCGCGGCCCAGACUCGUUACUGUACUCGGCGAUUUACCCCGUAGUUUUCGCAAUGAAAGUGUUCGGUUUAGCGCCUUACGAUUUCAUGGGCGAUCAGUUAACUCCAUCGAAUUGCUGUCUCCUAUUUACCUUCGCUUUUAUGGCUAUUUAUUCUCACAUUAUAUACAUCGUUUACCUAAAAUUCCUUUCGGUGCACAGAAACAAAACGAUCCUCAACGUGGUCGAAACUACUAAGGUAACAGUCAACUAUCUUGUCGCUAUGUACGAUCUCGUAUUGACGAUAUUCACGAGGGAAACAUUCAGCCGAAUUUGGAAUGCCCAACAGGAUUUCGACGAGAGACUCAGCCAACUAGGCUAUCCGCGCAAAGAGGUGAGAACCGAAGUAACGACGUGGAUUCUUCUGAUCAGCCAAAUUAUUGUCUGGACAGCCGUUAAUCAAACUGGGAUGUAUGCUUUUGACGAGACUUGGUUGUUUAAUGUGAGUUAUAUGUGUCUUUACGUCGGCUCCGCGGCAUCUGUUUACAAGUUCUUCGGAAUGAUGAGUUUUCUUGGUCAACGAUUUCAUCAGUUGAACAAGAUCGCCAAAGAAAAUUUACCUCCAAGAGUCGGAUACAAAAGUACCACUGUCAGCAGAAAGACUGUUCAGGAAUUGUACAACGACUUAAUGCUAUUGAGCGAGGUGCUAGGUUCCCUUUACUCGUGGUCGCUACUGUUCUGGCUUGGAAAUUUGAGUAUACACACCAUUAGCAACCUGUACUUCGUCAUUGAUUGGGUCAUCUUGAACACCUGGUCCAACAUAAGUUGGUUUUUGAUAUUCGCUAUGUGCUGUUGGCUGGUCGGAUUUAUAAUGCAACUUUUGGCCCUUCACAUUGCCUGUGAUUAUACGACAACCGAGAUUGUUGGAGUGAUGUCGACAUAUCUAGUAAUCCUUUUGCAAUUUCCUUCAACUUGAACUUGAGAUUUGAUACCAUGACAAAGAAAAGCACGAAACAACGUUUUAAGGGAUACAAUGAAAUCAUUUGUUUUUAUUACGGACCAUUUUUUAACGAACAAUUUUUUCACGUAUUCGUACCUGUUGGGCUAUGUCUACUCUGAACUACUUUCCCCUCGGUAAGUAGUAUAGGCAGACUUUUCACGUAACAUCGGACCUAUACACUUGUGCAUUUGCAUGGAAAUUGUAUUCGUAUUGACGAAAAGGAAAUCAAUUUUAGAACUUUUUUGGAAUUUAACUUGCACUCGAUAGAAAUUUACUGGCUGUAGUGACCAGGUGCAACAUUUCUCUCUCUGUUGCAUUUUUACGAGAUACGUAAGUAAAAGCUAGCCAAUAACAGUGCAGAGUGAAUACAUUUCAAUAAGAUACGACGAUCUUUUUUUUUUUCAAUUACGAGGGCGCAAAAAUAUUUAAUGCGUAAUUUAAUGAUGUUAGAUGUCAAUAUACGUGGCAAGCGGUGUUUUUUUUUUUUUUUUUUUUUUUUUUCAAAAAUUGUAUUUUCUCGAAAUUCUCGAGGUCAUCGAUGUUUUUCUCCAAAUAAUUGUAUUUUUUUUCUAUUACAGCGUAUAGCUCAUGAUAAAGUACAUUCAGAUGUACUA
Messenger RNA from Heterotrigona itama, 2645 nucleotides. The record is from the annotation of a GenBank genome assembly. Lineage: Eukaryota; Metazoa; Arthropoda; Insecta; Hymenoptera; Apidae.